This is a messenger RNA of Hylaeus volcanicus, 1436 nucleotides long. RefSeq names its product soluble calcium-activated nucleotidase 1. The record is from RefSeq and is a predicted model, not a curated record. Bases 149 to 1348 code for a protein of 399 amino acids. Gene Ontology annotation, molecular function: GDP phosphatase activity; calcium ion binding; UDP phosphatase activity. The transcript is spliced from 4 exons. NCBI's taxonomy places the organism in Eukaryota, Metazoa, Arthropoda, Insecta, Hymenoptera, Colletidae. Gene Ontology annotation, biological process: proteoglycan biosynthetic process.
UUAGAUGGCGCAGAAUGCACUUGUCGACGUUUUCCUUUCAUCGUCGUCAACUAUGGCGACGAAAGAAGUUAGGUUAUGUUAGGUUAAGUCUUUAGUUGUCAGUUUAAACAUGCUCAUAAGCUUGACGUUAAUUUUUUUAGUGUAACAAAUGAAACGGAUGCGAAUGCAGAACGGAAAUACAGACAACAUGUCAUAUUUGCGUGACUGGAGGCAAGCAUUACGUACUCCGCACGUCUACAGAGUUGCCAACAGUACUUUUCGUAUUCAAAGUCAAUAUUUGGCACUAAUUUUCGUAUUACUGAGUGUUCCUUUAUUUUUACUCGGCUUUCCUUUGUUGCGUGGAAGUAUUCGUUCUUCGACAUCGAAUGAGUAUUUAACUCAGUGCCGGUAUCACAAGUACAAUAAGACAUACCCUUUAUCGACUCCGAUUAGAACUUCAAAUGGAAUUACCUAUAGAAUAGGUAUGGUGAGCGAUCUUGAUCAUGAUUCCAAAAGUUUAGACAAAAAGAAUGUGUGGCACAGCAUCAUGAAGACUGGAAGUCUCUUUUGGAAUCCUACCACGAAUUUUCUUUCUAUCGUUUGGGAUGAUAGAAACCAUAUGUUAACAUCAUCGUUAACUAUGAAAGGACGUGGCAUGGAAUUGUCAGAAUUAGUUACCUUUGAUGGACGUUUACUGUCUUUCGAUGAUCGUACCGGAGUAGUAUACAUUAUCGAAGGAGAGGAAGCAUAUCCUUGGGUCAUAUUAAUGGAUGGUAAUGGCAAAAACUCUAAAGGAUUUAAAUCUGAAUGGGCAACUGUUAAAGACGAACACCUAUACAUUGGCAGUAUGGGCAAAGAAUGGACUACCCCAUCAGGAGAAUUUUUACACAAUAAUCCACUAUGGAUAAAAGUAUUAUCUCCUCGUGGUGAAAUUCAUUCUUUGAAUUGGAUUUCAAAUUAUAAACGAUUAAGGCAAGCCAUCGAUAUUGAGUAUCCGGGUUAUGUGAUUCAUGAAUCAGGAGCUUGGAGCGAUAUACAUAAAAGUUGGUUCUUUCUACCAAGACGAUGUUCUCGUGAACGUUACAAUGAAACUACAGAUGAAACAAUGAGUUGUAAUGUUUUAUUAAUGACGGAUGAAAAUUUUGUAGAUAUCAAGGUUAUCAAAAUUGGUACUUUAAUUCCACUUAGAGGUUUCUCGAGUUUCAAAUUUCUACCAGGCUCUCAAGACUCAAUUAUCGUGGCUCUUAAAACCGAAGAAUAUCAAGGACAGACUGCCACGUACAUCACGGCAUUUACACUCGAUGGAGUAAUUUUAAUGCCGGAAGUUAAAGUAGUAGAUAAGAAGUUCGAGGGACUAGAAUUUAUUUAACAUUCCGCUUAGGAAUAGUAUUAUUUAAUUUAAAAAAAUUAUGUAAAUAAAUGUACAGAUUUUAUAGUACAAUCUUGUUAUCAAACAU